AUGCCUAUCACGGCAGGGGCAGCUGCCUCGGAAGAUGUGAUCCCGCGAUUCUACAUUGUUGAGACUCCCCAAGAGCAGCUAUUGAGACAAGAGGAGACCUAUCGAUGCGCCCAGGGAGCAGCGGAGAAGAACCCGACGCGCGACGACCUGGUAACACUGAUGCUCAUUGUGAAGGAGGUGGGAACUGUCGAGAAUACUCCUAAUGGGUCCUGGGCGACGGACCUAAUUUUGACCUACGAUGACUAUCGGAAGGUCAUUGAUGAUCAGCGAUUAUCCAUAUCUUAUUAUGAUUCAUUCUUCGUCUUCGGGACGGCUCCAGUCGAUACGAUUGCGAAUGAUGGCCAGGGCCUUAACAUCUUCAACCGAGGAUAUAUGAACCCUCUAUUCACGUCUAGAUUGGUAAAGCGAUAUAAUCCAGUGCAGCGUAUAAUGGACUACAGAACUUUUCUGGACUUCUGUAUAGCCUGGGAGAAUCGUGAUACAGUCCAAGGUGCGAAAUAUUUCUGGCGUAUAUUGGACUGGCGAGGACGGGGAUGGAUCGAUAGAGAGGACCUCUCUGAACUAGCUCAAGCCAUUCUCAAUGUUGUCGAUUCAAUGCCUGGGAUUUGUGGACCCAACGGACCGCCACCAGUGGAAACACUGGUAUCAGAAAUCUACGAUCUUCUCGUGGUAGCCGACAACGAGUCCAACCCGGAAGGCCGCAUUGUGCUUCCGCAUGUGCUAGAGCAUACAAGAGCGUUUGGUACGGUGAUAGGCUUUUUGGCAAAUACUGACGCUUUUAUCGAAUACGAAGCUCGAGAGGAAAUCGUUCAUGAAAAGUUCUCUGCCAAACAAGAGAAGGAGAAAAAAGACAAACAGUAUCAACAGAAAAUUGCAUUUAUCGAGUACCAUAGUACCGUUGAUCAUCGACUCCAGCAGUGCCUCGACGGCCUCUGGGGUAAUCUGAAUGCACAGGAGGGCACCGUUGCAGGAUGUGGUGGAGAACAAGCAAGUCUCUCAUUCGCUGCUUUCAGAGAGUAUUUGAACUAUCACGAGUCGGUGUAUGCUGGAGUUUCGGUGGAACCAGGAUUGAAUGCGUAG
Perkinsus marinus ATCC 50983 is the source of this 1080-nucleotide messenger RNA. RefSeq lists its product as hypothetical. Lineage: Eukaryota; Perkinsozoa; Perkinsida; Perkinsidae. The record is from RefSeq and is a predicted model, not a curated record. The transcript is spliced from 10 exons. Bases 1 to 1080 code for a protein of 359 amino acids. Gene Ontology annotation, cellular component: centrosome; spindle. Gene Ontology annotation, biological process: microtubule cytoskeleton organization; cortical cytoskeleton organization; regulation of dephosphorylation.